CCUUUGAGUCCCAUUAUUAUUUGUUCCUGUCAUGGAAAUACACACUGUGAUUUCAUUAAUGUUUUCAAAUCUGUUUCAUGAAGAAUCAAUAUGAAAAAUUUCACAGAAAUCACCAUGUUUAUACUGAUGGGCUUCACAAACAAUUUUGAACUGCAGGUAAUCUUAUUUUUUGUAUUUCUAGCAAUCUAUCUCUUUACUCUAAUUGGGAAUUUAGGUCUGGUUGUAUUGGUCAUUGGGGACUCCCGGCUCCACAACCCCAUGUACUAUUUCCUGAGUGUAUUAUCAUUCUUGGAUGCCUGCUUUUCCUCAGUAAUUACCCCAAACAUGUUAGUAAAUUUUAUGUCAGUGAAUAAAGCCAUUUCAUUCCUUGGAUGUGCAACACAGAUGCUUCUCGCUGUCACUUGUGGGACCACAGAGUGCUUUCUUUUGGCAGCAAUGGCAUAUGAUCGCUACGUAGCCAUCUACAACCCACUUCUGUAUUCAGUUCACAUGUCACCCAGAGUCUAUGUGCCACUCAUCACUGCUUCAUUUGCUGGUGGUAUUCUGCAUGGCACUUUACACACUGUUGCAACUUUCAGCCUCUCCUUCUGUGCAUCCAAUGAAAUUAGACAUGUCUUUUGUGAUAUCCCCCCAAUUCUUGCCAUCUCCUGUUCUGACACUCACAUCAACCAACUUCUCCUCUUCUACUUUGUGGGUCUUAUUGAGACAGUCACCAUCUCGAUUGUCCUGGUUUCCUAUGGUUUCAUUUUGUUGGCCAUUCUGAGGAUUCAUUCUGCUGAGGGACGACAAAAAGUCUUCUCCACUUGUGGUGCUCACCUAACUGGAGUGUCCAUUUAUCAUGGGACAAUCCUCUUCAUGUAUGUGCGACCAAGUUCCAGCUACGCUUUGGACCAUGACAUGAUAGUGUCUACAUUUUACACCGUUUUGAUAACCAUGCUGAAUCCCAUCAUCUAUAGCUUGAGGAACAAAGAUGUAAAAGAAGCAAUGAAAAAAGUGUUUUCAAAAAAUUGGUUUCUCAAUAAAGUACAUUUUGAGCACUAA
Messenger RNA from Echinops telfairi (small Madagascar hedgehog), 1041 nucleotides. RefSeq names its product olfactory receptor 1094-like. NCBI's taxonomy places the organism in Eukaryota, Metazoa, Chordata, Mammalia, Afrosoricida, Tenrecidae. Bases 91 to 1041 code for a protein of 316 amino acids. Gene Ontology annotation, biological process: G protein-coupled receptor signaling pathway; sensory perception of smell. Gene Ontology annotation, cellular component: membrane. Gene Ontology annotation, molecular function: odorant binding; G protein-coupled receptor activity; olfactory receptor activity. The transcript has a single exon. The record is from RefSeq and is a predicted model, not a curated record.